Fusarium sp. VM40 is the source of this 549-nucleotide messenger RNA. The record is from the annotation of a GenBank genome assembly. Lineage: Eukaryota; Fungi; Ascomycota; Sordariomycetes; Hypocreales; Nectriaceae.
AUGGCUACCGCGACCGAUUCCCCCUUCACGUUCCCCCGAGAAUACCACUUCCCCCCCUUCUUCACGCGCCAGACAAACCUCACGACUCUGCACGCCCAGCGCAACAAAUGGGCCGACCUCAUUCUCGCUUACGCGCGUCAUAAUCGCAUCUUCCGCCUAUCCCUCUCUGAAGCCGCCGACUCGGACCUGUUCGUCAACCGCAAGCUCGACAGACGGCUUCAGUCUGACGAUAUCCGCGACGUCGUUUCCUUUAUGCAUGCCGAUGGCCGUGUAGAAUACGUUGGGGGCGGUACGACCGGGGAUGUUGUCUUUCUCUACUGGCGGAAGCCAGAGGAGUGGGCGGAGCUAGUUGAGAACUACGUUGAAGAGACUGGACAAAAGGGCAGUGUGCUCACAGUGUAUGAACUUGUUGAAGGAGAUGGCACAAAGGGAAAUGAUAUUCACGGUAUGGACACUGACGUCCUACUAAAAGCUCUCAAUGUCCUUGUCAAGCGAAGCAAAGCUCAAAUAUUUGGCCAGGACGACUCAUUAGGCGUGAAAUUCUUCUAA